Molecule: messenger RNA, 375 nt
Organism: Epithele typhae
Lineage: Eukaryota; Fungi; Basidiomycota; Agaricomycetes; Polyporales; Epitheliaceae
Exons: 6
Coding region: 1-375 (124 amino acids)
Source: RefSeq, a predicted model, not a curated record
AUGUUCUACCCCCGCGACGUACCCCUGCUCACGCGUCACACUACAUCCUCACCUCUCGCCAGCCUCAACGGCGACGGCAACGACGUGCUCACCUCCGGUGUCGAGCUUACAAAGCGCAUACGGCACCUCGAAGAACUCGGUUCAUGUCACUCACCUCGCCCGGCACCGAGGCUCUGGCGUCGCUCGCGCUUCGCGAUCCUCACCGCCACAUGGGCAGGCGAGAGACAGCGUGCAGCGGCUUCGCGCCGCACCGCACACAGCUCUCACAAGCUGUGCGAGACGCACCUCAAACCCGCCUGUGAUAUCUGCGCCUUCAAUGGCAAUCCCCCGACAUACGACCGUCUUCGAGGCCAGUCGUACAUACAGGCUCAGUAA